Messenger RNA from Oldenlandia corymbosa var. corymbosa, 1110 nucleotides. The record is from the annotation of a GenBank genome assembly. NCBI's taxonomy places the organism in Eukaryota, Viridiplantae, Streptophyta, Magnoliopsida, Gentianales, Rubiaceae.
AUGACAAGUCUGGCAUUGGAGAUGACAAGCUUCAGGAACUACAAUGGAAUUGGCAACCUUAUUACCUUAUCCUCAUCAUCUUCUCACUUCUGGCCACAAUUCAAAAUUCCCUCCAAAAUCCCACAGAUUUCCUACUUUGUUGCGCAAGCCAUUAAAGCAAAAUCUGCAACAACUCCUCCUCGUUCUCCAAGUAUGAAUGCACUUUUACCCUUCAUGUAUUCAUAUAUGUCCUGUACUACUGCUUAUGCUUUUUCUGGUAAUGUUAUUGGCUUAUUGCUAAAUUUUUUUUUGUAUGGAAAUGGAGGCACAGUUUGUAACUUAUCAAAUUCUUUGGGGAGGAGACAGCUUAUGUAUAUGUCAACAAUCCCAUUUCUAAUUCCGCCUGGUAUUGCUGUUUCUUCAACUAGUGACUUAUUGCAUGUGAAGGAAGAGAUCAGAAAUGUAUUAUCCAAGGGAAAGGCUGCUGGUGUACUUCGUCUAGUUUUUCAUGAUGCUGGAACUUUUGACAUUAAUGAGAAAACAGGUGGCAUGAAUGGCUCAAUUGUGAAUGAACUAGACAGACCUGAAAACAAAGGUCUUAAGAAAUCCGUGAAGAUUCUAGAGAAGGCAAAAGCUCAAAUAGAGGUGCAAUGUCCAGUUUCAUGGGCAGAUGUCAUAGCUGUGGCUGGAGCAGAAGCUGUUUCUAUAUGCGAAGGUCCAACUAUCUCUGUCCAGUUGGGAAGAAUGGAUUCAUUGGUGCCGGAUCCUGAAGGAAAGCUACCAGAAGAAUCACUGGAUGCUCCAGCUCUGAAACAGUGCUUUCAAAACAAAGGAUUCUCUGUGCAGGAACUUGUUGCACUGUCUGGUGCACAUACCCUCGGAGGUAAAGGUUUCGGAAAUCCCACAGUUUUUGACAACUCCUACUUCAAAAUUCUCCUGGAGAAGCCCUGGUUAUCUUCAGCUGGAAUGUCUAGUAUGAUUGGUCUUCCUUCAGACCGAGCACUUGCUGAUGAUGAUGAAUGCUUGAGGUGGAUCUCAAAAUACGCUGAUAACCAGGAGUUGUUCUUUGAUGAUUUUAAGAAUGUCUACAUCAAACUUGUAAAUACCGGUGCCAAAUGGAGAACCAUUUAA